AUGCCGAAGAUCCGCACAAGCCGUACCAAGCCGCCUCCCGAGGGGUUUGAGGACAUUCAGGAUGUACUCGAGGAGUACGAGAAGAAGAUGCGUGACGCGGAGACCGAGAGCCACGAGGGCAAGCGCAAGGUUGAAGCUGUGUGGCCGAUCAUGCGCAUCUCGCACGCCCGAUCGCGGUACAUCUACGACUUGUACUACAAGCGCGAGCUCAUCAGCCGACAGCUGUACGACUGGCUUCUAAAGCAGGGCUAUGCGGACGCCAACUUGAUAGCCAAGUGGAAGAAGCAAGGAUACGAGCGCCUCUGCUGCGUCAGGUGCGUCCAGGUCAAGGAUAGCAACUUCCAGGGCUCGACCUGCAUCUGCCGCGUCCCCAAAGCCAGCCUCAAGAAGGGCAUUGUCGUCGAGUGCCCUAACUGCGGCUGCCGUGGCUGCGCCUCGGGCGACUAG
Molecule: messenger RNA, 447 nt
Organism: Cutaneotrichosporon oleaginosum
Lineage: Eukaryota; Fungi; Basidiomycota; Tremellomycetes; Trichosporonales; Trichosporonaceae
Biological process (GO): mRNA splicing, via spliceosome
Cellular component (GO): nucleus; spliceosomal complex
Source: RefSeq, a predicted model, not a curated record